ACGAAACAACACAGCUCCACCGAGUAGCUUACAGAUCUAUCAACAUGUAUUCGAAGAUCAUUGUAGUUCUUGCCAUCAUCGCUGCGGUCAGCGCUCAGAGCCAUUAUGGCCACCAACAAAACUAUCACCACGAAGAGGAACAUUACGCCCCUGCUCACUACGAAUACCACUAUGAUGUGCAUGAUGAUCACACCGGAGACGUGCACGGACAACAGGAGUCGCGCAAGGACCACACCACCCAGGGAGAAUACUACCUGAUCGAUGCUGAUGGUCACAAGCGCACUGUCAAGUACCACGUCGAGGGCAAGAGCGGAUUCAUCGCUGAGGUCCAUCGUGAGCCGAUCAAGGGAUACCAGGCUCCCCAGCAACACUACCAGCCACAGUACCACCAUCAGGCUCCAGCUCACCAAAACUACCACCACUAGAAUAUAGCGACAUUCAUCAUUCAAUACCUCAUAGAUAAAAUAUAAUAGUCAAUUCGUUUACAAACCUAAUGUUUUCAGUUUUCCUUACUCGUGUGAACUCAUUUG
Messenger RNA from Anopheles nili, 530 nucleotides. Its product is annotated as larval cuticle protein A2B-like. NCBI's taxonomy places the organism in Eukaryota, Metazoa, Arthropoda, Insecta, Diptera, Culicidae. The transcript has 2 exons. The coding region runs from base 45 to 425 and encodes 126 amino acids. Gene Ontology annotation, cellular component: extracellular matrix. The record is from RefSeq and is a predicted model, not a curated record.